CUUUAUCGCUGUAACUUCGUGAGGCUGCGUUCCAAGUUACAACUCUCUUACCAAUUCAGAGGCUCUGGCAGCAUAAAUACUUACAAUCUCACAAUAACACGUUAAGAAUCGGAGUUAAUUACCUCAUCCGGUUAACAAUAGAUUUCCCUCCUCGACACAUACCUACUUGAUUGUAUCCAAGAUGGGCGCUAAAGUUCCUCGAAAUUUCCGUCUCUUGGAGGAGUUGGAAAAGGGAGAGAAGGGAUUGGGAGCUGAGGCAUGCUCUUAUGGUUUAGAUAACCCUGAAGACCUCCUAAUGUCCGACUGGAACGGCACUAUUCUGGGACCUCCCCACAGCGUACACGAGAACCGAAUCUACUCCGUUAAAAUGCACUGUGGUGAUCAGUACCCCGACAAGCCACCCACGAUCCAGUUUGUCAGCCAAGUCAACCUCCCGUGUGUCAACCAAAGGAAUGGAGUGGUAGACCCAAACCAAUUACCAUGCUUAGCGAACUGGAAGCGAGACAAUACCAUGGAGACUAUCCUGAUCGAACUUCGGAGAUACAUGGCAUCGAGUCAGUGCAAGAAGCUUCCUCAGCCACCCGAAGGAUCAGUUUACCCCGGCCAGUAGGAUAGUUGCAUCGAGGAAGCUUUCGAGAGGGGGUUGAAUUUGACAGACAACGCGCAACCUCCAGCAUCCUAGACACGGGUCUUGGAAGAGACCCAGAUUCUGAUUUUGAUGUUUUCCCCAGUAUGAUCGUGCUAGUGCUUGAUAGAUCAACUCAUUGCAUCAUAGCGAGGCCAGAACCAUCGCGGAGGAAUCUCCAAUUGAAAGGGACGGAAGGUUUAAGUCCUGGAGUUUUGGCAUGAAUAAACAAUGAAUUAACCAUUAUCCUCUAUUGUAUGAGCA
Messenger RNA from Annulohypoxylon maeteangense, 889 nucleotides. RefSeq names its product UBC-like protein. The transcript is spliced from 4 exons. Bases 182 to 610 code for a protein of 142 amino acids. Gene Ontology annotation, biological process: DNA damage tolerance; protein K63-linked ubiquitination. Gene Ontology annotation, cellular component: nucleus. The record is from RefSeq and is a predicted model, not a curated record. NCBI's taxonomy places the organism in Eukaryota, Fungi, Ascomycota, Sordariomycetes, Xylariales, Hypoxylaceae.